AUGGCUAAGGUCCAAGUGUUAAAUGUUGCUGUGCUGGACAACCCGAGCCCAUUUGGAAACCCGUUUCAAUUUGAAAUAACGUUUGAAUGUAUGGAGGAUUUGCCGGAAGAUUUGGAAUGGAAGAUCAUCUAUGUGGGUUCGGCUGAAAGUGAGGAAUACGACCAGGUUCUGGACUCCGUUUUAGUUGGCCCUGUACCAGCAGGCAGACACAUGUUUGUGUUUCAGGCUGAUGCUCCCAACACAGGGCUGAUUCCAGAGAGCGAUGCUGUAGGGGUCACUGUGGUACUGAUAACCUGCACCUAUCGCGGACAAGAAUUCAUCCGCAUUGGUUACUACGUCAACAACGAAUACACAGACCCAGAACUACGAGAAAAUCCGCCGUUGAAACCGGACUACUCUCAGCUCCAAAGGAAUAUUUUGGCCUCCAAUCCCCGCGUCACCCGUUUCCAUAUCAACUGGGAGGGCUCAGCAGACAAGAUGGAAGACAGUGAGAAUGUUGACCCCUCACCCAACAUCAGUGGGAUGCUCCCUCCCUCCUGUAUACCUGGAAAGAUGCCCCCGCUUGGACUGAUGCCAGAGAACUCCAUGGACUGC
Molecule: messenger RNA, 594 nt
Organism: Menidia menidia (Atlantic silverside)
Lineage: Eukaryota; Metazoa; Chordata; Actinopteri; Atheriniformes; Atherinopsidae
Source: the annotation of a GenBank genome assembly